Chlamydomonas reinhardtii is the source of this 1626-nucleotide messenger RNA. RefSeq lists its product as uncharacterized. Bases 247 to 1089 code for a protein of 280 amino acids. Lineage: Eukaryota; Viridiplantae; Chlorophyta; Chlorophyceae; Chlamydomonadales; Chlamydomonadaceae. The transcript is spliced from 7 exons. The record is from RefSeq and is a predicted model, not a curated record.
GGACACUGGCCCACCCAGCAAAGCGGCACAAACUGUUUCGUAUACAUCUCCGGUUUCAUCGCUAUUAUAGAUGCGUAUUGCGCACGACUACUUGAAUUAGGGCAUAGCAUUGCUUACUGUCUUCACGUGUUUACACGACGCAACUCCUAAACGACUACUGCUGGCCAUCAGAGUCGAGUCAGAAUUGUCCGCACAAUUGCCGAAGCUUCACCCGCGUCACACCAGCACCAGCGCUGUCCAAGAAGAAUGCUUCGUGUGACGCUUGCAGCGCUUGUAUGCGCGGCGUGCGUCUCCGCUUACCCGCGUUACCUGCUGCCUGGAUCACCCUACAUUCCUAACGGUAACGGUGACGGCACAUGCACCGGCGUCCACCCCACUGGGCCCAUCCUGUAUGCGGUGCACAGCACCCCCUAUAAGGACACACGCAUCUCCUUCGAGGUGUCUACCAGUGCCGGCGCUUUGACAACUGCCGUCUGCCCCGGUGCAUCAUACACUAUCACGAUGAAGUUUCCGGAGCAACGCCUGGCCCUUCUAACUGCCUCCACCGGUGCCUUCACCAGCCCCGAUCCCACGACCGGCUGUCCUAACCGCGUGGACCUGGGCGGCAGCAGCCGCUGGAACGUGGCCAGCUCCUUUGCCACCACCUUUGAGGUGCCCUGCAACGCCGCAGGCACCAUACAGCUCAAGGUGACGUCGGCGGGUCGCGGCGGCUCGCGGCAGUGGGCACAGGCCGACACCACGCUCACCGUCUCAUCCGCCUGCGCGGUGGCCAAAUGCGGUGGCGCGACAACGCCCUCCCCUUCUCCUUCCCCCUCUCCUUCGCCUUCGCCGUCCUCCUCUUCUCCAUCCCCAUCGCCUUCUCCCUCCCCUUCUCCCUCCCCUUCUCCCUCCCCCUCUCCGUCACCAUCGCCUUCUCCCUCCCCUUCGUCUUCUCCCUCACCAUCCCCUGCGCCUUCGCCCAAGCCUUCGCCCUCCCCUAAGCCCGCACCUUCACCUAAGCCUAAAUCUUCGUCGAAGCGGUCCCCCAACGUCCCCCGGCUUCGCAAGAGCCCGGCGCCCAGGAAGUCUCCGAAACCCAAGGGCCAAUGAAGCAUUGACACACGAGAUGUCCAUUGAUUGAUGCCGGUCAACUGGUUGUGGUGGUUCCUUGAGCGGUUCAGCAGACACGUUGGUACGGAUCGCAUGCAUCGUGUACAAGGGCAUGAAGGGCAAUGGAUUGCUGGGUAUUUAAAGCCGCUGUGAUGCAUGAAGCUGCAGUACUGUAUGGGGACGUAAGAGGCAGUAGCAGUGGACUUUCGCCUUUCGGGUGCGCAUGAAAUACGUAUAGCGUAGCACGGUCUGGGGACGGAUUCAUUACUGUUUGGUUAGUUGCCUGCUGUGCUUUUGCUUGGAACUUGUGUGGGGGGGGCAUCGUGGCUCGGGUUUUGGUUGGUAGUGGGUGCAGGCACCUGCAUUCUGUGCGGGGCGGGUGGUGCCUGCACGAACCGACCCCGGCUAUGUCCUGGAGAUGAGGUUGUUUCAAAACCUUCGGCCUAAGACAAUGCACCAACAUGGCGUGGCGGCACAACCCACUUGUCCACUUGAGACGGCCUUUCGUUGGGGGCGCUUGAAAUACAAACCUGAAUA